Salvia miltiorrhiza (redroot sage) is the source of this 1015-nucleotide messenger RNA. Its product is annotated as protein RGF1 INDUCIBLE TRANSCRIPTION FACTOR 1. Bases 249 to 896 code for a protein of 215 amino acids. The record is from RefSeq and is a predicted model, not a curated record. The transcript is spliced from 4 exons. NCBI's taxonomy places the organism in Eukaryota, Viridiplantae, Streptophyta, Magnoliopsida, Lamiales, Lamiaceae. Gene Ontology annotation, molecular function: zinc ion binding.
GCUUAGUUUGAAUAAAAAAUAGUAGUAGUAGAAUAUAUUGGUACCAUCCAUUUAGCAGCAGGAUAUAAGUGUGGAAGUAAAAAAAUUAGAAAGCAGGUCUCAAACCCUUUGUACACACGUACUAGUAUAUAAUUAGGCAAUUUCAGCACACACCCCAGCCACCCACCCACCCACUAUUAUUUCCUCUUGUUUAAUUUGCUCUCAUUCAGUGUGACUGCGUGUUGUGUGUGUGAGAGAGAGAGAAAGAGAUGAUGAGAGAGAGAGAAGAGGAGGAAGAAGAAGAAGAAGAAGAAGAGGAGGUGGUGGCGAAGCCUGCAUGGCUGCAAGGUUUAAUGGCGGAGUCAUUCUUCGCUGCUUGUGGGGUCCACGAGAAUUGCAGGAAGAACGAAAAGAACAUUUUCUGCUUGAAUUGUUGCCAGAGUUUUUGCCCUCACUGCCUUCUCUCUCAUCACCCCUCCCACCCUCUACUCCAGGUAAGGAGAUAUGUUUACCAAGAUGUGAUUAGAUUGGACGACCUCGAAAAGCUCAUCGACUGUUCUUACAUUCAGCCGUACACGAUAAAUAGUGCGAAAGUGAUAUUCUUGAAUGAGAGGGCGCAAUCCAGAUCUUGCAAGGGCUCUGCUGCCAAUUCUUGUUUCACCUGCGACAGAAUUCUUCAGGACCCAUUCCAUUUCUGUUCUCUCUCUUGCAAGGUGGAUUACAUGGUUUACCAAGGGCAGGAUCUUUCAGGAAUCUUGUUCAAAUUCGAGCACUCCGAUUUCGCCAUCUCUCAAUUUGAAGACUUGAGGGUUGACGUGGGCGGCUGCUCCGAUCGCUCCAACAAAAACGGAGGAUUUCUGAUGCUAUCUUUCGGCAGCAGAAGAAAAGGGGCGCCCCAGAGGUCUCCUCUUUCUUGAUUACACUACAAAAUAUAUACUACUUAAUUAUGAUGCAUCAUAAAUAAAGUUUAGCGCUUUGCGCUUGUAUUAAUGCCACCUAAUUACUCAAAAAUAUAUAUAUAUAUAUAUUUCAUUAA